Hippocampus comes (tiger tail seahorse) is the source of this 3925-nucleotide messenger RNA. RefSeq names its product phosphatidylserine synthase 2 (gene ptdss2). Lineage: Eukaryota; Metazoa; Chordata; Actinopteri; Syngnathiformes; Syngnathidae. The transcript has 14 exons. Gene Ontology annotation, molecular function: L-serine-phosphatidylethanolamine phosphatidyltransferase activity. The coding region runs from base 418 to 1896 and encodes 492 amino acids. Gene Ontology annotation, biological process: phosphatidylserine biosynthetic process. The record is from RefSeq and is a predicted model, not a curated record.
CUUUCUGUGAAUCGAAAUGAAAGACUCCCUGCCCUAUGUGACGUUUUCUGGACUCCGCUUAUUGAAACUGGACUUGUUCAUCGUAGCGUGUACUCCGCUUUUUCUUGCAACACCGACGUCAUUUGAUGGCUUUUGCAUUUGAAACGCUUGUAUCGAUGGAGUCCAAGUGGCGCACUAACCGCCCGGAACCACCGACAUUGUACAUUUAGUCGUGUCUCAACGGGGUUCCAGUUUGUGUCAUUAAUAUGGACCAAUAUCAGUCGUCUCCUAAGGCCCCCUACUACAGUAGUCGCCAACCGGCAACAGGGUGCAUCACAGUCGCUUGGGUGCGGCUGACACGAGUGACGCCUGACUGGAGAAUUUAAAAGCAGUCGAGCCCGCCCGGUUGAUCCUUUUUGAGAGGCAACGGCGGAAGCCAUGAAGCUCGAGGCGAGGAGGAGCUGCGCGGCCCCGGCGAACGCAGCCGGAAGGUGCGCCCCGGAGCCGGUCAACAAUGGCGCGGGUGAGCCCGGCUGCCCCGAUCCGAGCUCCACGCUUAAAGCCAAAGUCACCAAGCAGAGCUCCAGGGAGAGCCUGCAGCGGAAAAACACGGAGUGCGAAGUGUACGACGACGGGACGAACACGUUUUUCUGGCGGGCCCACACCGUCACCGUUCUGUUCAUCCUGACGUGCGCGCUGGUGUACGUCACGCUCCUCGAGGAGACGCCGCAAGACACGGCCUUCAAUACAAAAAGGGGGAUUGUGGCCAGCAUCCUGGUUUUCCUUUGUUUUGGGGUCACACAAGCAAAAGAUGGACCCUUCACUCGACCGCAUCCAGCUUAUUGGCGCUUCUGGCUCUGUGUGACCGUCGUCUACGAGCUCUUCCUCAUUUUCAUCCUCUUUCAGACGGUGCAUGACGGGCGACAGUUCAUGAAGUACAUCGACCCCAAACUGGGCGUGCCCCUUCCCGAGCGAGACUAUGGAGGAAACUGCCUCAUCUACGAUCCGGGCAACACCACUGACCCUUUGCACAACCUCUGGGACAAGAUGGACGGCUUUGUCCCGGCUCACUUCCUGGGGUGGUAUAUCAAGACGCUGAUGAUUCGGGACUGGUGGAUGUGCAUGAUCAUUAGUGUCAUGUUUGAGUUCCUGGAGUACAGCCUGGAGCACCAGCUGCCCAACUUUUCUGAAUGCUGGUGGGAUCACUGGAUCAUGGAUGUGUUGCUGUGCAAUGGUCUGGGCAUCUACUGUGGCAUGAAGACGCUGGCCUGGUUGUCCAUGAAGCCGUAUCAGUGGCAGGGCCUUUGGAACAUUCCCACUUACAAGGGCAAGAUCAAACGAAUCGCCUUCCAGUUCACGCCGUACAGCUGGGUGAAAUUCGAGUGGAAGCCCGCGUCCAACCUUCGCCGCUGGCUCGCCGUGUUAGGCAUCAUAUUCAUGUUCUUGCUGGCCGAGCUGAACACCUUCUACCUGAAGUUUGUGCUGUGGAUGCCGCCGGAACAUUACCUGGUCCUGCUGCGACUGGUGUUUUUUGUCAACGUGGGGGGCGUGGCCAUGAGGGAGAUCUACGACUUCAUGGACGACCCGAAGUUCCACAAGAAGCUGGGCCAGCAGGCGUGGCUGGUGGCGGCCAUCACCGUCACCGAGUUCCUGAUCGUGCUCAAGUACGACCCCAACACCAUCAUGCUGCCCAUUCCCUUCUUCAUCACGCAGUGCUGGAUCCUGGGCCUCCUCGUCAUCCUCGUCUGGACGCUGUGGCGCUUCUUCAUCCGUGACAUCACCCUCCGCUACAAGGAGACGCGGCGGCGCAAGCAGGAGGACUCCGGCGACCGCGAGCGCCCCCUCGGCAACGGCGCCCCAUCGGGCCGCAGCAAACUUAACGGCGGCUCCGACGCCCUCCGCCACAGGAAGUCCUGAGUGAACGAGAGAGCGUGGAAACAAGCGCGACGCAAAGACAGACGCCGCUUCCGCGGAGGAGAAGCACAGUGUCCGUUUUGAUUGUUGUUGUUUAUUUUUUUAUGCCUAUUCAGGUGUCAUACGUGGAACAUUUUGUUAUUUAUACGCCACAUUUUGGAAUGUUGACAAAGACGACGGAGGAGGAAGGAGACCAAAUAGUAGAGAGUCGGCAGUUCCUACAAAUGCAUCACUCUGAACCGCAGUGCGACAAACGGCGCCGACUUCACAGUUGGGAACGGUCGCGUAUCCGGCGCUGCAUUUUUUUUUUUUUUUUUGUCGGCGUCCGUAAGUAAAACAGUGUUUCCCAACAUUUGUUGAGUCAAGGCACAUAUUGUGUUGUCGGACCUGUUGUGACUUUGGCCGUUCGGUCCCUCGUUGGGAAUGCGGCAAGUUGUGCAAAGAGUAGUCAACCACUGAACAGUUUCAAAAGGUCAAAUUUGGUUCAUCUUGCAAAGGUUUGUUGGUUUUAUGUUUUUUUUGGUUCAGCGUAAGAUUUCCCCUGAAAUCCAAAUAUAUUUGUGAGUAGUGUAUUUGAAAGUACAGCUGGCUCAUUUCUCGAAUGUUUUUCCCAAUGUAAAAUCGAGCCGCUGAGAGCUAGAGUGGGCUAAUUAUGCCCUUUUGAAAGACAAGUGCAGAAAUCAAUUGUUGAUUUUUUUUUUUUAUUGCCCUUGUGCAUCUGCAUGUUCAUAAUAAGUUUUAUGUCUCAUCUUUCAUUGAAUAUUCAUAAAUUUGACCGGUAUUUGGUGUUUGGACUGAAACCAUUGGUCCACCAUCACCGUCCCAGCAAAAGGACCAAAAUGAAGGCAGCCCACUCUGCUUCUUAGUUCUUCAUUUUACACUGGGGGAGGGGGGAGAGGGGCAUGUUUCAGCCCACCGUCGUUCUUCUCAGUGGCUCAUUUUACAUUUGGAGAAUCUCAUGCCACACCACCAAAGAAAAAAAGUCCCAAGGAUAGGUGAACAAAAGAUUCACAACUGAUGCUCGCUGGUGGUACUUUCUUGUCUGACGUGAUCACUCCAGCUGAGCUUACACUCAAAAGUCCUUCAAUCACAUUUCAGAGUCGUGAUUCAAAACUCUUGCCAGGCUGAACUCCAAAAAUAAAAAGCUAGUGGAGGAGGGGGAGGAGAAAAAAGUAACUGCUGAAACAUGUAAGGCUAGUUUGCAUUGUAUCUUUUAGGGUCAAAUAUAGAUGUCGAAUAUUAGAUUGUACAGUGUUAGGUAUAAAGACACCACCGGGACAAUCGCGCUCUGCUCAGCAGUUGUGGAAGCUUGCUUUAAACAUAAAACCACAACAGGAAAAAAAAAAAACAAUUUUGGGAUUGGAAAAUGGCGGGGUUUGUUGAACUUUUUUCCGGUUCUGGCUUGUUUCUGUUUUGGAAAGUCCAUACGAAGCUAAUGAAGAAGGGGAAAUGCUCAUGAUUAUGUUUGGUGGGGGGGUUCUAACCUUUGUGCUGAGGUGUUCUUGGUUGUUGGGUUAGCAAGCAUAUUGGGCGGUGAUGUGGUCAGGCUUCACAAGUGCUCAACUUGAUCUCAAAGGUGUCCUGUUACUUGAAUCAACUAUUCAUGUCUGCUCAGUUCAAAGACCAAAAAAAGCUUGGAGAGCUUUCAUUGCUUAAGCCAUAAAACACAUUUGGACUUUUUCAAGUACCAACUAUUUGCACCUUAUUUAACUCCAGUUUUUUAAAUUUUGUGUUUACAUUCCAUAUCAAUGAGUCUUAAGUCUGGUUUUUUUUUCCAGUCAUGAUAGAAUUUGCAAUAAAUACCCUCUUUGCUAUUAAAAAAAAAAAACAUCUAAAUGCUUUCUGUAAGGUUGUCAUUUUGGAUUUAAGUUUAGAUACCAAAGUGUGAAAAACGAAAAGAAUCCGAGCUUGACAUAUCAGAAGCCAUUUUCUGUUUUGCUCUGUUUCCAUUUGUACCCUGGUCUGAGAACGCAACUUAACCUGGGACGUGCUGCUGUUAUGUUGUCAAUAAAAAUACACAGAACGCCUCGUA